AUGGAUUCUAGACAAGUCCAAAGUCAUGACUAUGAUGAACAUCACAAUCAUCCACAUGGCCAUGAUGUUGGCAUUGGCAUACAUCAAGAUGAGCACCAACAUGACCAUGAGAAGAAGUCUGUUGUUAAGAAAGUGAAGGCAAAGGCUAAGAAAAUCAAGGACAAAGUCACCAAGCAUGGUCAUCAUGACAAUGAACAUGAUCAUGAUCAGUAUCACUAUGAAGGUCAACAUAUCCCUGAUGAUCAUGAUUUGGAUGAGGAAGAUGAUGAAGAUGAAGAAAUGAUUGACGACCCUGAAGUCCAUGGUGCACCAAUUUAUGAUAGUACUGCUUUUAGAAGUGCUGUACCAGGGCAAACACAAUACUUGGCAAGUCCUAAUGUUAAUUUAGGAGGUACAUCAGUUAUGGGAGUGGAACCCCAUCAUCACCAGCCAAGAGUUGUAGUUGUUUCUUCAACUGCUGAACCUGAUCAAAGCAGAGUCACUGAUCCAAGUAAAACAUUUGUUGGCAUUGGAGAAGACAAGGCAAUGCAUCAUAAGGUUAAUUUGGAGAGACCAAUGGGAUUGGAGGAAGAUCCUCAUGCGCCACGUAGUAGUCCUCUUUCACAUGCUCCUGCCAAUUACCAAACCAAAGUCACUGAUCCUACUGGAGCAGGUGGUGGAGAAAUUGAUAUCACCCCAGUUGAGAGAUCAUUGGAAAGAAUGAAUAUCCAAAAUGAGGCAAGAGCUGACCAAGAAUCCAAGGUUCUUCCAACUAUUUCAGAGACUCAAUAUCCUUCUCAUCUUGGUGGGCUUGGCCACCACAACCACCGAUUUUCACCUGAGCUUUCAACAGCAACCAAAACUCCAUUCCCAACAGCUGAUAAAAGCCAUGAUCAGCACUUGCCACACUUGUCAAGUGAAAUCAAAACUCAAUACCCUUUUGCUGGAAGCCAUGAUCAAUUCGUGCCGGAAUUUUCUAACACGCACUACCCUCCAAUUAAAAGCCAUGACCAAAACUUGCCACAAGAGUCAACAGUUCAGUAUCCUUCUACUGAAAGCCAUAAUCAGUUUUCAGCAGAAACAAUUCCUAGAAGCUCUAAUAUAUAUGAAGAAAAUCCUCAGCAAGAACCAGCUUCCGACACCACCAAGGCUAGAUUUGAAGAACAAACCCAACCACCUUAUGAAGCAAUGGAGAAACCAUCAAGUCAAAGUAGUUACACUGACAAAAUCUCUUCAGCUACUUCAGCCAUAGCUGAUAAAGCCAUUACUGCUAAAAAUGUUGUGGCCUCCAAGCUUGGAUAUGGUGAGAAAGAUGAUAAAACAAAGUGCCAUGAAGAAAACACAAGCAGUGAUAAACCAUCGAACCAGAGCAGUUACACUGAGAAAAUCUCGUACGCAACUUCAGCAAUAGCCGAUAAAGCUGUGUCAGCUAAGAACACCGUAGCUUUGAAACUAGGUUAUGGCGAUAAAGGUGACAGCCACGAAGAGACACGAGGAGAGAAUGCUGCUGCUGCUACUUCCACAACAGAAUAUGGGAAGAGAAUAGCACAGUCCUUGACAGAUAGACUUGCACCGGUUUAUGGAAAGGUUGCUGGUGUAGGAAGUGCAGUGAAAUCAAAGGUUCCUGGAACCUCAACUGGGAGUGAAAGCGAUAGAGGAGUGUCAGUGAAGGACUAUUUUGCAGAGAAGUUGAGGCCUGGGGAUGCAGACAGAGCUCUAUCUGAGGUUAUAUCAGAGACUCUGCAUCAUAAGAGGAACAAAGAAGAGGAAAAUGUAGUUCACAAGAGAGGAGAAGAGGAGGAGGAGGAGGAGGAGGAGCAUGAGAGAAGGAAGAAGAUACCAAUGGGGAAGGUGACAGAGUCUGAAGAAGUGAAGAGAAGGUUGGGGAGUGGAAAUGAAGAGACAGAGAGGUAUGAAGAGAGCUAUGUAAAUAGUCCUGGGAAGAGUGUGGUUGAUAAGGUUAAGGAUGUGGUUUUUGGUUCUUGGUUUACUAAACCGGAUGAAAAUCAACCGUCAGAAGGUGGGGAACAAUUCCCCAAGAACUCUGGUGCUGUGGACGUGGAUCAGGCGGUGAACCAAGCCGCGGAUGCAAGACGACUCCAUGAGUCAUGUAAUUGAGAAAUUAGAUUCCUGUGAUUUGUAGUUGUAGUUUGUACGUGUGUGAAUGUGUGUGUCUGUCUAUCAGUUUGUGUACAUGUGAAUGAUGUGAUUUUGCAUCAUUGUCGGAC
Molecule: messenger RNA, 2207 nt
Organism: Arachis stenosperma
Lineage: Eukaryota; Viridiplantae; Streptophyta; Magnoliopsida; Fabales; Fabaceae
Product: low-temperature-induced 65 kDa protein-like
Exons: 5
Coding region: 1-2097 (698 amino acids)
Biological process (GO): response to abscisic acid; response to stress
Source: RefSeq, a predicted model, not a curated record